GCCAAGCCCAAGCCGAAGGAAGGCGACGAAGAAGAGAGAGAGUCGCGAUCGGUUCCCUCGACGUCGAAGAGACAUGUUCCGCCGACUCCUCACGCAGAGUCCACGCCGCAGCGCAGCCACCGGCCUCGUCGCCCUCACCGCGCUUUAUGGCGGAGCCGCCCUUGCUCCCUCCUCGUCCGCCACGCUCGACGGCCCCUUCCGUCCCGCCAUCAUUUCGAUCUCGGCUCCGUUGCGGCAGUUCCUCUCCUCGACGUCGGAUCUGUUCUUGCGAGACUUCACUCUUUCAUAUCUCUUCUCAACCCCUUCCGGAGGGUAUCCUACGUCGCGUUCUUCCACCGUGAGAACUAUUCCGCUGUCGGGUUCAAGGAAGGAGACUUCCAGAGAGAACCGGGAUGAUGGGCCGAGCUCCCCUGGUUGUAUGCAGAGCGACACUAUUGCCAAGGCGGCUGCUGCUGCCUGCCCUGCUUUGGUGCAUGUAUCUGUCGCUCAAGGUCCGUAUGGAUCCGGCACAAUAAUUGAUCCAGAUGGAACGAUCUUAACCAGCGCGAGCUGCGUGGCAGAAUCCCUCAACUCGAGAAAGGUUUCUAAAAGCAAGAUUGGUGUAACUUUACAAGAUGGCCGUGAAUUUGAGGGCACAGUGGUCAUUGCUGAUUUCCUUUCAGACAUCGCCAUUGUGAAGAUACAAUCUGAAACUCCACUGCCAACGGCUAGAAUUGGAUCGUCAUCUAAGAUUCGUCCAGGCGACCAGGUUAUUGCCUUGGGAACCCCACAAGCUCUGCAAAAUACAAUCACAUCAGGCAUUGUAAGCUGCACUGAUCGGGAUAGCAAUGACUUGGGGCUUGGAAGCGUUCGAAGGGAGCAUCUGCCAACAGAUUGUGCAAUUAAUACGGGAAGUCUUGGAGGACCCCUUGUGAACCUUGAUGGCGAGGUUGUGGGUGUCAACACAGCAGAUGGAAUGAGCUUUGCAGUGCCAAUUGAUAUAGUCAUGAAAAGUAUUGAGCAAUUCGAAAAGAAUGAAAGGGUAGUCCGACCACGGCUUGGAAUGAAGGUGCGUGAUCUUAAUAAAAGGAAAAUUGCACAUUUUAAGAAAAAAGAUGCUUCCUUUCCGGACGUAAUCAAAGGUGUGCAAGUACUCGUGGUAAACCCGGGAUCACCAGCUCAUCAUGCUGGAUUUCGGCCAGGUGAUGUGGUCAUCGAGUUUGACAAGAAACCCGUUGGAACCGCUAAAGAGAUCAUAGACAUCAUGGAGGAUCAGGUUGGGAAGACUUUGGAAGUGCUCAUAAAACGAGCAGACAAUACAUCCAUGACGUUGACUGUAAUGCCCAAGGAAGCCAAAACUAUGAUUGACCUACCUCAAGAAAUGUUAGAGGAUUUCUCCACUAAAACUGUCUUAAGGUAAAUAUCGUACGAGUUUGACAAUUGUAAGAUUUGAUGUAAAACGGUUCAUGAGUUGUAGGAAAGAUAAUAGACUCAAAAUUGAUGUGCGAUUGAUUUAGCUACAUCUGUUACAGUGGUAUGACAAUUAGCUAAGAACUAAGAUGUUGUGGGGGCUCUUCGACUUGAGGACGAACAAGGAUCAAUUUGUAUCAAGCCUUGCAUUGUGCUUCUACUUGGGCUAUUUCAAGUUCACUGUCUGCAGGAUGUUCAAGUUCGAUUUCCUCUAUGUUAUUGUUGUCUACCAACUUUUGCCCUUCAAUAUGAUAACUCACAGGAAAAUGUAGAACAACGAAAUGUUAUCUGCAAAGGCCGGUACAAAUUAUGCCUAUCGCUGAGAAAUAUCAGGACUUGUUUCAAGAUCAAUUCUUUGUUCACGGGACCUUCGU
Musa acuminata subsp. malaccensis (wild Malaysian banana) is the source of this 1823-nucleotide messenger RNA. Lineage: Eukaryota; Viridiplantae; Streptophyta; Magnoliopsida; Zingiberales; Musaceae. The record is from RefSeq and is a predicted model, not a curated record.